Fundulus heteroclitus (mummichog) is the source of this 3483-nucleotide messenger RNA. It is a transcript of the gene slc27a1a, whose product is annotated as solute carrier family 27 member 1a. Gene Ontology annotation, molecular function: long-chain fatty acid-CoA ligase activity; long-chain fatty acid transmembrane transporter activity; fatty acid transmembrane transporter activity. The coding region runs from base 636 to 2582 and encodes 648 amino acids. Gene Ontology annotation, cellular component: mitochondrial inner membrane; plasma membrane. The transcript has 13 exons. The record is from RefSeq and is a predicted model, not a curated record. NCBI's taxonomy places the organism in Eukaryota, Metazoa, Chordata, Actinopteri, Cyprinodontiformes, Fundulidae. Gene Ontology annotation, biological process: long-chain fatty acid import into cell; negative regulation of phospholipid biosynthetic process; response to cold.
GCGGUGGGAGAGAACUCUCACGACAUUUCACAACCUUUUAGUUAGUAGUCUGGACCGGUGUGCUGAUGAUUUGACCUACAUUCAGGAGCAGCUCCCAGCAAAUCGGUUGGUUGGGGCAACUGGGCUGGGUUGAUUUUGUCCAAUCGCAAAAUGAGAAACGCUUGACAGGCUCCCGGUCAGACAAAUUGCUGAGCUUCUGCAGAAAACUCACACGCCCCCUAGUGGGCGGCGCUUAAAUGGCAGCAGCUCUCUCCAACAUGGAGUCCAGAAACUAGCCCUGUUCACUCCACAUCUUACACGUUUCUCUUGGGGUCCGUAUUAUCCCAAGGGCCUUAUUAUUUAAAGCUUCUCCGCAGAUGCCAGCCUGCUAUAAUCGCUUAUCCAUAUACAGCUUGAACUUUGCAAAGUCCUCACUACUUGACAGCCGCGGCGCUGGUCGCGCUAAACUGCCGCAACACUUCAGAAAACUCCAGAUUUCCACCAAAACGCAACAUUGUGGACUUUUCCGGCGCUUUCAACGGCGGGAGGACGUGGCUUGAAAGCUUCGGGGGAAAGUUACAGAGUAGCAAAGCGAGCCGUGCAGCGGCGAUUUUUUGGGUGAAAGGUGACGCCGCGUCAGAUUAUUGACUCAUAGAAUGCACAAUGCAGCGAGUGUGUCAGCCUCUCUGGGGUCUGUGGGCCUGCUACGUCUGGUUGGGGUGUCCUGGUCCUGGACUCUGGCUGCAGGCCUAGGGGUAUAUCUGGGCACCAGGAGCUGGAAGUACUUCUACAUUGCAGCGCGCACCGCCAAGAGAGACCUCAAUGGCCUUUAUGUGCUGCUGAGGGUGAAGCUGGCUUUGUGGCGUUACAUGCGCAGUGGAAGCAAUAUUCCGUCCAUUUUCGCCCAGACAGUAAAACGCCACCCAAAUAAACCGGCGCUGAUCUAUGAGGCCACAGGGGAAACGUGGACCUACACCCAGCUGGACGAGAUCUCUAAUGCAGUAGCUCAUUGGGCGAGAGGUCAAGGAUGGGUCUCUGGGGAUGUGGUGGCCCUCUUCUUGGAAAGCAGGCCGUUACAUGUGGCGCUGUGGCUGGGCUUGGCCAAAGUUGGGGUAGAAGCUGCUCUUAUUAACUUCAGCCUCCGCUGUGAUCCUCUUCUGCACUGCAUUGGGGUAUCAGAGUCACGGGCGAUAGUGUUCGGAGCUGAGCUAGCUGAUGCCAUGUUGGAGGUCAAUUCAUCCAUCAGCCAGUCCAUGGUACGGUUCUGUACAGGAGACCUCAGUGCAGAACGGCUGGCAGCUCUGGGUGCUCAACCUCUGGAUCCACUUUUAGCCACUGCAUCGAGGCACCCACCUUCACCCUGUGUGCCCCCAAAAGGCAUGAACGACCGCCUGUUUUAUAUUUACACCUCUGGAACCACAGGACUUCCCAAAGCUGCCAUUGUGGUUCACAGUCGCUAUUACAGAAUUGCUGCCUUUGGGUACUUUGCCUUUCGCAUGCAUCCUGAUGAUGUGAUCUAUGACUGCCUGCCCCUGUAUCACUCAGCAGGUAACAUCAUUGGAGUCGGUCAGUGCCUUAUCCAUGGUCUCACUGUGGUGGUGAAAAGGAAAUUCUCUGCCAGCCGCUUCUGGGAAGAUUGCAUUAAGCACAACUGCACUGUGGUGCAGUAUAUUGGGGAAAUCUGCCGGUACCUCCUGUCACAACCAGUCCGACCGUCUGAGAAGGGCCACAAAGUUCGCCUGGCAGUGGGGAACGGACUGCGCCCCAGUGUGUGGGAAGCCUUCACAGAGCGAUUUGGGGUGGGGCAGAUCGGAGAGUUUUAUGGAGCAACCGAGUGCAACUGCAGCAUUGCCAACAUGGAUGGCAAGGUGGGAGCCUGUGGAUUCAACAGUCGCAUUUUACCCAACGUGUACCCCAUCCGACUGGUGAAGGUAAAUGAGGACACCAUGGAACUUAUCCGGGACAGCCGCGGUCUCUGUGUGCCUUGCCGCCCUGGGGAACCGGGCCUUCUGGUAGGUCGAAUAAACCAAAAGGACCCAUUACGACGCUUUGAUGGCUAUGCCAACCAGGACGCUACAAAGAAGAAGAUUGUUCACAAUGUUUUCAGGAAAAAUGAUACGGCAUAUUUAUCAGGAGAUGUACUAGUGAUGGAUGAGCUGGGCUACAUGUACUUCCGUGACCGCAGUGGGGACACCUUCCGAUGGCGAGGGGAAAAUGUCUCUACCACUGAGGUGGAGGGCAUCCUCAGCAAUGUUCUGGAUCAAACCGACGUGGCUGUGUACGGUGUGGCAGUGCCAGGUGUGGAAGGCAAAGCAGGGAUGGCCGCCAUCGCAGAUGCUACGGGGAAGUUUGACUGCGGCGGUUUCUUGCAGAAGAUUCAGCGAUUGCUUCCUUCUUAUGCCCGCCCAGUGUUCCUGCGAAUCUCCCCACAGGUCGACACCACAGGUACAUUUAAAAUCCAAAAGACCAGACUGCAGAGGGAAGGAUUUGACCCACGCCUCACAACGGACCAGAUCUUCUUCUUGAACGGUCGAGCUGGCCGCUACGAGCCAGUGGACGAGGAGCUUUACUGCUCCAUAGUGGAGGGAAGACUGUCUCUAUGACGUGUGGGGCCAUAGCAGUGCGGUCCAAGUGCCUCGGUCAGACAGGUUAAUCAGGUGCUAGAAGGAAACACGUUGAGGUUUGCACACAGCAAUGUCUGAUUCAUUCCGUUUUGGUGCAACACACUUUUUUUUUUUUGGCUUUUCAGCAUUCAGGAAACAGAGUUUAGAAGUCCAUUUGCAUAGAGUACUGUUACCACAUGAGUUUGAACACUGUAUAAGUUACACACUAGGAAAUAAUGUGAGGGCAUUUUGCUCUUUGUGACAGCUACUUUUUAAUCACAAAAUGAACAUUUCGAGGCACUUUUUGAGCAUCAUCGUACAUUUCUUCCACAGCUAAUUUGAAGUAGGAUACAUGUUACAUUAAUGGUGUUAGAUUAUAACUUGUAGUAUUAAGUGAAACUUUGUCAUAGGGCAUUUACCCAUCUAGGAAAUGCUAAAUGCUGCUAGGUUUUACUGUGUAGGUUUAACUAUUACUAUUGUUACUCUACCAUGUUUGAAUGAGGUUGAAAUACCUGAUUUUUAACAUGCAGUAUGAAUGCCUACAAGUUCAAAACCAUACUAACCUUGACAUAGCUAUAAAAUCUGUAGUGAUUUUUAUUUUAUUUUUUUAAUGCAGUGAAUAUCUAAACCUCCUCGACAGGCUUGACCCUCCGAACAACACAGGUUAUUAUAGGAUGUGCCUUUUAUUAAACUUUAGAUCCAUUUCACGUUUUGUGCUUUUAAUGAAAAGUAUUUUUAAAUUAAUUGUGGUCUUUGUCAGCAGAGAAGCUAAGUCGCACAUUUUGACUGUUUUUAUGUAACAAAUCUCAUCAUUGUGAUAUUAUAUAAGUGUUGGGGGGUUUUGUGACGUGCAACCCCAAAUCUUAGUUUUGCUGUAACUCAAAUAAACAAUUCCAACAUG